This is a messenger RNA of Tarenaya hassleriana, 1434 nucleotides long. Its product is annotated as spermidine synthase 1. Gene Ontology annotation, cellular component: cytosol. The record is from RefSeq and is a predicted model, not a curated record. Gene Ontology annotation, molecular function: spermidine synthase activity. The coding region runs from base 126 to 1169 and encodes 347 amino acids. Gene Ontology annotation, biological process: spermidine biosynthetic process. The transcript has 9 exons. NCBI's taxonomy places the organism in Eukaryota, Viridiplantae, Streptophyta, Magnoliopsida, Brassicales, Cleomaceae.
UUCCGGUUUCACACGAAACACGUCAGAUAAAAAACCCUAAUCUUCGCCACAAACACACACACUCUCUCUCUCUUCGGAGGUUUAAGUCUUGGGCUUGCUUUCGGGGAGGUUUCGGCGGGGCAUCCAUGGCGGCGCAAGAAGCUUCCGUUACUGAUUUGCCGGUGAAGAGGCCGAGAGAGGACGAGGAUAACGGCGCCGAUGCAAACGCCGUUUCCAUGGAGACGGAGAACUCUGCUGCCGCCGAUAAUGGUGGAGAACGCAAAGAUCCUAGCGGUGUAUCCACUGUUAUCCCUGGAUGGUUCUCCGAGAUGAGUCCGAUGUGGCCGGGGGAGGCACACUCCUUGAAGGUGGAGAAGAUUUUGUUUGAGGGAAAAUCGGAUUACCAACAAGUGAUGGUUUUUCAGUCCGCUACGUAUGGGAAGGUUUUGGUUUUGGAUGGAGUGAUUCAGCUCACAGAGAGAGACGAAUGUGCGUAUCAGGAAAUGAUUAGCCAUCUUCCCUUGUGCUCAAUCCCUAACCCCAAGAAGGUCUUGGUCAUUGGAGGGGGAGACGGUGGUGUUCUACGGGAAGUGUCACGUCAUUCCUCAGUUGAGCAGAUUGACAUCUGUGAAAUCGAUAAAAUGGUGGUUGACGUGUCUAAGGAGUUUUUCCCUCAUGUAGCAGUUGGGUAUGAGGAUCCUCGGGUGAACCUUCAUGUCGGUGACGGAGUUGCAUUCUUGAAGAAUGCAGCUGAAGGAAGCUAUGAUGCAAUCAUUGUGGAUUCAUCGGAUCCUAUAGGUCCUGCGAAAGAGCUAUUUGAGAAACCCUUCUUUGAAACGGUGGCAAGAGCUCUUCGACCAGGCGGGGUGGUGUGUACUCAGGCUGAAAGCAUGUGGCUUCACAUGCACAUCAUCGAAGACAUCGUAUCAAACUGCCGUGAAAUCUUCAAGGGCUCUGUCAAUUACGCUUGGACCACUGUUCCAACUUACCCCAGUGGAGUCAUUGGAUUCAUGCUGUGUUCAACCGAGGGCCCUCAUGUCGAUUUCAAACACCCAGUGAACCCGAUUGACGCUGAUGAGACCCAUCUUAAAUCUAAAGGACCCUUGAAGUUCUACAACUCCGAGCUUCAUUCAGCCGCAUUCUGCUUGCCUUCUUUUGCGAAGAAGGUAAUCGACUCGAAAGCCAAGUAGAAAAGAUUGCUUCUUCGAUUCCUGUCUGUCUUUCCUUUCAUAUUUUCCAUGUGCCUUUUCGAAUAAAAGUUGAAUGAUUUGUAGAGAACUGUCACGUUGUUCUCACCAUGUUCUAUGGCUUUUGACUGAAUGAUCUCCAUUAGUGAUCACACUCAUAAGAUUCUCUCUCUCUCUCAAGAUUGUUUCGAAGAUGUUCUGCGGCUACUUCUGCUCUAUUCUGUACCUUUGAUAUUCUGCAAUUCCAGGUUCGGAUUAGUUCCGCUUA